Anopheles gambiae (African malaria mosquito) is the source of this 3471-nucleotide messenger RNA. RefSeq names its product aryl hydrocarbon receptor (gene ss). Gene Ontology annotation, molecular function: transcription cis-regulatory region binding; protein dimerization activity; nuclear receptor activity. The coding region runs from base 425 to 2833 and encodes 802 amino acids. NCBI's taxonomy places the organism in Eukaryota, Metazoa, Arthropoda, Insecta, Diptera, Culicidae. Gene Ontology annotation, cellular component: aryl hydrocarbon receptor complex; nucleus. The record is from RefSeq and is a predicted model, not a curated record. The transcript is spliced from 11 exons. Gene Ontology annotation, biological process: regulation of transcription by RNA polymerase II.
AUUCGAUAGUGUGCGGUCGAGUUUGCUCGUGAAUCGAAGAAAAACAUCGUAAAACGGUUAAUAACUUAGUGUAGUGUGUUUUUGUUUGAACGAUUGCAGAAGCAAUCUGCUCAUUGCUAAAUGUGGCAAAAUGUGGAAUUAUUAUACAAAGCUAAUCAGUGCCGAUCGCGUAUUUUGAUCAUCGAAUUGAUUUGAGUGAAAUAUUAUGAAUUAAAAUGUUGCCACUUUACAGUUGUUUUACAGUGCAAUUGUGUAAAUAUCGUAAGAUUGUCGAUUUUAACGUGCAAAUGUUCAACGAAAUGAAAUAUUAGUCUAAAAAAAUGGAAUAAAGUGAAAGCUUGUGCUGUGAAUUUUGAUGAAACAUUUCAAGUAUACAACUAAAGUCGUUAGUGUUUCCGGCCACUAAACCUUGAGAUCCUCAGGAAUGAAAAUGAGUCAGCUGGGAACAGUUUAUGCCACCAAAAGGAGGCGUCGCAAUGGCAAAAGUAUCAAGACUACACCAAAAGAGGGCAUCACGAAAAGCAAUCCUUCCAAAAGACACCGGGAGCGGCUAAACGCAGAGCUAGAUCUUUUGGCUUCGUUACUUCCAUUUGAGCAAAACAUAUUGAGUAAGCUGGACAGAUUAAGCAUUCUUCGGCUGUCGGUGAGCUAUUUGAGGAUUAAAAGCUAUUUUCAAGUGGUGAUGCACAAAGAAAAGGGUGAAAAUGGAUUGAUGCCACACUCCGUUUCAGAGGAAAGCUAUCGGGCGCGAGAUUUUACUUCCUAUGAUCAUAGCUUUAUAGUGGACAGCGACAUGUUUUUGCAGGCACUUAAUGGUUUCAUUAUGAUUCUCACCUGUGAGGGAGAAGUAUUCUUUGCAACACACACCAUAGAAAGCUACCUAGGAUUUCAUCAGUCCGAUAUCAUCCAUCAAUCCGUAUACGAGCUGGUACAUUCUGAAGACCGUGAAGAGCUGCAGAAACAACUGUUGUGGAACUCCUUCCUGCCGGCUGAUCUAUCCGGUAUUCAGCUGUCCGAAGCUUUAGUGCCUGAAAAGGAUAAGCUUUUGGAGCGAAGCUUUACCGUUCGAUUUCGCUGUUUGUUAGACAAUACUUCCGGCUUUCUGCGCUUGGAUAUACGUGGCCGGGUGAAGAUACUACAUGGACAAAAUAAAAAGAAUGAAGAGCCUCCACUUGCUCUGUUUGCAUUUUGUACACCAUUUGGGCCUCCCAGCUUACUAGAGAUUCCACCGAAAGAGAAUAUGUUUAAGUCCAAGCAUAAACUCGACUUUUCGCUUGUUUCUAUGGAUCACAAAGGGAAAAAUACUCUGGGAUAUUCCGAUUCCGAGCUGGCAAACAUGGGAGGAUACGAUUUGGUGCACUACGAUGACUUAGCUUACGUGGCAAGCGCUCAUCAGGAACUACUAAAAACGGGAGCCUCGGGAAUGAUCGCCUAUCGGUAUCAGAAGAAGGAUGGUGCAUGGCAAUGGCUGCAAACAAGCUCUAGGCUGGUGUAUAAAAAUUCCAAGCCUGACUUUGUCAUCUGUACCCAUCGUCAGCUGAUGGAGGAAGAAGGGCGGGAUUUACUCGGCAAACGCACGAUGGAUUUUAAAGUUAGCUAUUUGGAUGCUGGCAUCUCUUCGACCUAUUUCGAGUCAGAACAGUUGAGUAUAGUAAGCUCAAAUAAUAGCAGCGCACCCAGUUCGCCGACCACAUCCCAGCAACGUGCCAAUCGGCGUUAUAAAACACAGCUGCGCGAUUUUCUCUCCACCUGUCGCCACAAGCGCAAGCUACCGAACCAAUGUGCUGCCGAACAGGUUUCGCCUAGUGUGUCCGUAGUGGAUUACAUUCCUGGUGGACCGCCAGGUACGGCGGCCGCGGCAGCCGCAGUGGCUGCAGCUGCCUAUUCCAACAGCAUUAAUAGUGUGUAUUCGCCUGCAGCACACUUUCCCGGUACUGCGCCAGACAACGUGUAUAUGACCGGGCCGGUUCACUCGUCGAAUUUUUACCCGAUGCCCGAUAAUCUUUUCCACCAGUAUCGGCUGCAAGGUGUAAGUGGCUACUAUCCCGAGUAUCAUACCAGCACUAGUGCAUCCACCUUUGUUCCUACUAACGGGCUUAUUCCGUACGACAGUUAUGGAAUCACUAAAGAGGACACCAUGCGAUGGCAUGAGGGGACAAAGAGCUACGGUCCACCCGGCGAGUCAGGCCAAUCGCACCCGGCCAGUGCCGAAUCGUCGCAACAACCGGAUGCACCUAGUGGAUGUGCCACAAGCGAAGCACCAUAUCUGGUUAGUGGCUUUGCUGCAGCUGCAGUCAGUACCGAUCCUCGAUCCCCUCAUGUUCCCAAAGGCUCGUGCCACCAGACUGUUAAAAGUGUUUCCCCACACUCAUCCGAGGAGCUGGUCGAUCCUUGCUGUACGGUAGAUGGUAACGCCACACCGACCAAAGAUUCAAUCGAUCGUCACGCACACCAUGGCAGCCAGGCGCAUCAUGGGCCGCACAGCACACAACACCACCAUCCCGGUACCCAUCAUCAAGCCUCCCACCAUAAUGCUCACCACCACCAUCACCAACAUCACCAAGCUGUGCAACAUCAUCAGGAUAUUCAGCAGCUGCAUCCGCACACGCAUCCUCAUUCGCAUCCCACUCAUCGCCAUCGGAACGGUGAUGGGACGGAGGAACACAAAUUGGGCGGCGUAAAAUCACCGGCCGCUUCCUCGUCGCCUAUCCGCCACAACGAGCCGCAGCGCCAGACCGUUCUGAUGUGGGGUGAUGCUCGACACAAGCGAUACACUGAACGGACUGAAUUAUUCGAUGUUACCAAACGCGAUCGACCAAAAUUGCAUUGCUGAUCUUCGCCGCGAUACAGCUUGGAGCACUGGUAUGGAUAUUAUGCUGAUCAGACGCUCUAAUCACACUUUGAUCCAGCAAGAUUGGACAUAACAUUCGUUCUACGCACACAAUCUACACGAACUACAUAAACAGUACUAUCAAUAAUAGAUAAUUGAGUGUGCAGGGAUCUACAUAUCAGGUUUCCAGAAACGAAAAAGCACCUCCUAAUAACUGUUUUUCGUGACAUUAUGGAAGAUGACAAUGGUUUCAUUGGAUGCAACACGCUUAUUAUAAUGACCUCCUGCAGCUGAUAUUUUUACUAUGUUAGUCUUUCAGCAAACGUGUGAAUAUUCCCACUACCAACAGCAUUUGUGAACAGCUGAUACUUGAAACAUCUGUUAAAAAUAUAAUAAAAUGUCUCUUAAGAUUGAGACACCUUGACUACUAGCUAGAAGAGUAGAUCAGUAAUAUAAUAAAUAAAUAUUAACUAUAAAGUUUAUUUAGUCUGCGGUAUCAAUAUUCAACUAGCUCGUUGUGAUCAAACGUAACUAUUUAUAAUUAAUCACUAUUGUUCACAUUGAAAUCUUAUGUAAACAUUGAAACAAUUAUUUAAAAUAAAGCUAUUUCCUGUGCUUAAAAUCAAACAAACUAUUCAUUA